Manis pentadactyla (Chinese pangolin) is the source of this 3905-nucleotide messenger RNA. It is a transcript of the gene SCUBE1, whose product is annotated as signal peptide, CUB domain and EGF like domain containing 1. The transcript has 23 exons. Gene Ontology annotation, molecular function: calcium ion binding. Gene Ontology annotation, cellular component: cell surface. Gene Ontology annotation, biological process: signal transduction. Lineage: Eukaryota; Metazoa; Chordata; Mammalia; Pholidota; Manidae. Bases 126 to 3182 code for a protein of 1018 amino acids. The record is from RefSeq and is a predicted model, not a curated record.
CGCGCCGGAUCGGUAGCUGGGAGCCUGAGCGGUGGCCGAGUAGCAGCAGCGAGGAGCGCUCGCGGCGCUGCCGGUCCAGGGGUCCCCGCGCCCCGCACGCCCGGCCGGCCCGGCCCGCAGGGAGCAUGGGCGCGGCAGCCGUGCACUGGCACUUGUGCGUGCUGCUCGCCCUGGGCGCGCGCGGGCGGCUGGCGGGGGGCAGCGGGCUCCCAGGGGCAGUUGACGUGGACGAGUGCUCAGAGGGCACAGAUGACUGCCACAUUGAUGCCAUCUGCCAGAACACGCCCAAGUCCUACAAAUGUCUCUGCAAGCCAGGCUACAAGGGGGAAGGCAGGCAGUGUGAAGAUAUUGACGAGUGUGAGAAUGACUACUAUAACGGGGGCUGUGUCCACGAGUGCAUCAACAUCCCCGGGAACUACAGGUGCACCUGCUUUGAUGGCUUCAUGCUGGCGCACGAUGGACACAACUGCCUGGACGUGGACGAGUGUCAGGACAACAACGGUGGCUGCCAGCAGAUCUGCGUCAACGCCAUGGGCAGCUACGAGUGCCAGUGCCACACUGGCUUUUUCCUCAGUGACAACCAGCACACCUGCAUCCACCGCUCCAACGAGGGUAUGAACUGCAUGAACAAAGACCAUGGCUGUGCCCACAUCUGCCGGGAGACACCCAAAGGUGGGGUAGCCUGCGACUGCCGGCCCGGCUUUGACCUUGCCCAAAACCAGAAGGACUGCACACUAACCUGUAACUAUGGAAACGGAGGCUGCCAGCACAGCUGCGAGGACACGGACACGGGCCCCAUGUGUGGCUGCCACCAGAAGUAUGCCCUCCACUCUGACGGUCGGACAUGCAUCGAGAAGGAUGAGGCUGCAAUUGAGCGCUCUCAGUUCAAUGCCACGUCAGUAGCUGAUGUGGACAAGCGGGUGAAACGGCGGCUACUCAUGGAGACAUGUGCAGUCAAUAACGGAGGCUGUGACCGGACAUGCAAGGACACAGCCACCGGCGUGCGGUGCAGCUGCCCUGUCGGAUUCACGCUGCAGCCCGAUGGAAAGACAUGCAAAGACAUCAACGAAUGCCUGGUCAACAACGGAGGCUGCGACCAUUUCUGCCGCAACACUGUGGGCAGCUUCGAGUGUGGCUGCCGGAAAGGCUACAAGCUGCUGACAGACGAGCGGACGUGCCAGGACACCGACGAGUGCUCCUUCGAGCGGACCUGCGACCACAUCUGCAUCAACUCCCCCGGCAGCUUCCAGUGCCUGUGCCACCGUGGCUACAUGCUCUACGGGACAACCCACUGCGGAGAUGUAGACGAGUGCAGUGCGAGCAAUGGGAGCUGCGGCCGUGGCUGUGUCAACACCAAGGGCAGCUACGAGUGUGUCUGCCCUGCAGGGAGCUGGCUGCACUGGAACCAGAAGGACUGUGUGGAGACGGGCAAGUGUCUCUCUCAAGCCAAGUCCUCGCCCCAGGCCUGGCUGUCCUGCAGCAGGGCGAGUGGUGUGGAGAGCUGCCAGCUCUCCUGCCCGAUGCACACACUCUUCAUGCCAGACUCGGAAAACAGCUACAGCCUGAGCUGCGGUGUCCCGGGUCUCCAGGGCAAGACGCCACAGAGACGCAACAGCACCAGCUCGAGCACCGGGCCCAGCUGCUCAGGUGGCCCUGCCAGCCCCAUCAGGCAGAAGGCCCGCUUCAAGAUCCGGGAUGCCAAGUGCCACCUCCGGCCCCGCGGCCGGGAGCCAGCAAAGGAGGCCCCUAGGCAGCCGCUGCUGGAAAACUGCCACGUGACCUUUGUGACUCUCAAGUGUGACUCCUCCAAGAAGAGGCGCCGUGGCCGGAAGUCCCCAUCCAAGGAGGUGACCCACAUCACAGCAGAGUUCGAAGUCGAGACAAAAAUAGAAGAGACCUCAGAUGCCUGUGACGCAGACUGCACGAGGAGGCGAGCGGAGCAGAGCCUGCAGGCCGCCAUCAAGACUCUGCGCAAAUCCGUCAGCCGGCAGCAGUUCUCUGUCCAGGUCGCUGGCACCGAGUACGAGGUAGCCCAGUGGCCGGCCAAGGCCCUGGAGGCCCAGGGGCCGUGUGGCACAGGCCAGGUGUUUCAGGAUGGCCAAUGCGUGGCCUGCAGGCCUGGAACCCACUUUAGUGGAGAGCCCAGCCAGUGCGUGCCAUGCACGCCAGGGACCUACCAGGACAAGGACGGCCAGCUCAGCUGCACGCCGUGCCCCAGCAGCGAUGGGCUUGGCCCGGCCGGUGCCCACAACAUAUCCGAAUGUGGAGGCCAGUGCCUUCCCGGCUCCUUCUCUGCCCACGGCUUCAGGCCGUGCCAGGCCUGCCCUGUGGGCGCGUUCCAGCCUGAGCCUGGGCGCGCCAGCUGCUUCCCCUGUGGAGGGGGCCUGCUCACCAAGCACGAGGGCGCCGCCUCCUUCCAGGACUGUGAGGCCAAAGUGCACUGCUCCCCCGGCCACCACUAUAACACGACCACCCACCGGUGCAUCCGCUGCCCUGUGGGCACCUACCAGCCCGAGUUUGGCCAGAACCACUGCAUCAGCUGCCCGGGCAACACCAGCACUGACUUUGACGGCUCUACCAACGUCUCGCACUGCAAAAACCAGCACUGCGGUGGUGAGCUAGGUGACUACACGGGCUACAUCGAGUCCCCCAACUACCCCGGCGACUACCCAGCCAAUGCAGAGUGCGUGUGGCACAUCUCGCCGCCCCCCAAGCGCAGGAUCCUCAUCGUGGUCCCCGAGAUCUUCCUGCCCAUUGAGGAUGAGUGCGGCGACGUCCUGGUGAUGAGGAAGAGCGCCUCGCCCACGUCCAUUACCACCUAUGAGACCUGCCAGACCUAUGAGAGGCCCAUCGCCUUCACCUCCCGCUCCCGGAAGCUCUGGAUCCAGUUCAAAUCCAACGAGGGCAACAGCGGCAAAGGGUUCCAGGUGCCCUACGUCACCUACGAUGAGGACUACCAGCAACUGAUAGAAGACAUCGUUCGGGAUGGACGGCUCUACGCCUCGGAAAAUCACCAGGAAAUUCUGAAGGACAAGAAGCUGAUCAAGGCCCUCUUUGACGUGCUGGCACACCCCCAGAACUACUUCAAGUACACAGCCCAGGAGUCCAAAGAGAUGUUCCCCAGGUCCUUCAUCAAACUGCUGCGCUCCAAAGUGUCCCGAUUCCUACGGCCUUACAAAUAGCGCUGGUGGAGCCGCCCUGCUUGGGGAUGGCCUGUGUCCCAGGGGAGGGGAGAGCGCCUUCCCUCCACAGGAGAAGCUGAAAGGCAGCCCACAGCCCCCACGCGGCCUUGGAGAUCACCAUGGCGGCUGCCCUUCAGGAAACGCAGACCGGCCCGUGGACAGCAGAGACCCCCGCCUGCCCGGCUGCACCCCCAUCUCCACCCCAGUGGGAAAACCUUGCUUAAGGCAGCCUUUCUCCAUGCUUCCUCCACCUGUUCAUUUCCAGGACACCAAGAGUGCCCCGUCCUGAGCUGGCACUAGCAGACACAGACUGGACCAGCAUGCUCUGGGCCACCAUGCCAGCAGGUCCUGGGCUGAGGGUGCCUUUGGAGAUUGCAUGUGCCCUGCACCUGGCACUUCGGGAGAGAGAGAGGAGCUUGGCUGCCCCUGUCUCCAGGGGAGGCACUCAGAGACUGGAGGCCAGGCUGCCUGGAAUAAGGGGUGUGUGAAGGGCUCUGGCCUCUGGGGGGCUUUGAUAAGCAAGUCAGUGCCUUCAGGCCAUCCACACCCAACUCCUCCAGCCCCAGGCCCAGGACACGGUGCCACGUGGCUGGGCUUAAGGAUUCUGUGCUGAAGCAGAAAAGAGCUGCUAGGGGAGGAGACUGUAGAUAUGUGCUUUCCUGGGAUAGAGCAUCUAAUUAAGUACUUUCUAUAUAUAAAUAUAAAUAUAUAUAUAUAUAUGUA